UGAAGUAACACUGUCUGCACAGUCACUGAUGCACACGCCCACUACUCGGUAGCUAGGGAAAGUCACUAUGGAAAUCAGCUAUCGGGACAAGUGCAUGCACGAGACCCCACAAACCCACAAACCCACCCAUCCACCCCUCCACACGCACUUGACGCAAACAGCCGUGAGCCCCCGCUCCCGCAGCCAACAACACACACGAUGUACCUACUCGGGAUGAUGACUACCUGCCUUGCCUUACCGUACGCUACUGGCACCGUGGCACGGCAAUGCCGCUCUACCUACCCUACCUACGCACGCACUCAGGAACAGAAAGAAAUGGACACAUGUUCUGUACGUCAAGACAUCUACUAGGGCCGAAAGCAAAACCCCCUACCCCCGCCAGCCAGCCGCAUCAGCCCCGUGCAUCUAUACAUGUAUCUACCACAAGCCGGUUCUCCGGCCUGAUUCGUCGGCUCCAUUUUCAAUUCUCUCACGAGCAGGAACCCUACACGGACAGACACACACACACACACACCGUCCGUCACGCAGGCACAGUAUCGCCCCGGUUGGAUGGCUGGCGUACCACGCACGAAACUUGGAAGGGGAUGUUCGAGGCGGGGCACGGCGCAUUGCAGCUGUAUGUUCCUUCGAUCUGGCCUGGUGUCGACUCGCUGCCCUGGUAGGUGCACGGACGGCCGUCGCAGUUGUCGCCACCGUAGCGGUUCAAGGUCCACGAGCCGCCCGACUGUGUCACACGCAUGUUGUACCUGGCAACAGACAGACAGACAGACACACACACAGACGUUUGGUGGCAGAACUUCUUGAUGAAGUGAUUGACUUACCAGGCAGUUGCGCUUUCGUUGUUAUUGAAAAGUUCGCAGCGAUAGUCAGAUCCUUGCAAGAUGCAGUUGCCGUACCACGUCCACUGAUGGCCCUCCUUAAUUUGGAAUUGCGGCCCGAGUUGGAGCCGCCGCAGUGUCAAGCCGUCUGCCAGGAAGGUAACCAACACACACGGGGCGAUCCAUGGUAGGUGCGCAAACAAGCGAUCGCUUACCUGUGUCAUCGGUGGCGUUCAGGGGCACACCACCUGCACACAGGGGAGACACAUACACACACACACAGACAUUGGGCGUCCUUCUGUGCGGAUGGUGUGUGAGUACCCUGGACGGGGAGGGGAGUCCCCUCAUCACGAAGCCCACGCAG
This is a messenger RNA of Vitrella brassicaformis, 1182 nucleotides long. NCBI's taxonomy places the organism in Eukaryota, Vitrellaceae. The record is from the annotation of a GenBank genome assembly.